Messenger RNA from Lycium barbarum (goji berry), 1181 nucleotides. RefSeq names its product RING-H2 finger protein ATL57. The transcript is spliced from 3 exons. Gene Ontology annotation, molecular function: zinc ion binding. Bases 171 to 983 code for a protein of 270 amino acids. The record is from RefSeq and is a predicted model, not a curated record. NCBI's taxonomy places the organism in Eukaryota, Viridiplantae, Streptophyta, Magnoliopsida, Solanales, Solanaceae.
AGACCCCAUGUAUAAUCAUCUCCAUCCAUACUUAUCCUCUUCACUCUUUCUUUCUCCUAACACGCACAGCUCCAAAUUUCAUUUCUAGCAUCUUCCACAUUACACAUUGUACAUCUAAAAUCACUGUUUAUUCAUCUCUCUUUUUCUUCACUACACAAACAAACAAAAAAAUGCGAAUAAAAUCCCCCAUAUUAGUAUAUCAAACUAGAAGACUACUACAACAAUCACAAUCAAACCAAGAAAUAAAUACACACUCAACAAUGAGUUCAUCAUUAUCAUACCCGACAGCAACUUUCCAACCCAUGAUGAAUGAUUCAGUAACUACAGAAAUUGAAAGACCAUUUAAACUCUCAGCACCUUUUGAUUCAUCAAUGGCGGUAACAAUUCUCGUCCUUCUCACUGCACUCUUUUUCUUGGGAUUUUUCUCUAUUUAUAUUCGUCACUUCACCGGCAAUACAACAACGCCUUCCUCCUCGGACGCUGAUGACCGCCGUAGGAGACACCUAUCUCAACCGUCAUCGCACAGCGACGAAACGUCUUCCUCCUCCUCCUCAGACGCUGAUGACCUCCGUAGGAGACACUUAUCUCAACCGUCCUCGCACAGGUCUUGCCGGAAAGGGAUGGACCCGGCAGCGGUACAGUCGCUGCCAUUGGUUACUUACAGUGGAGCCGCGGAGCACCUGAUCGAGGACUGCCCGAUUUGUUUAGCUGAGUUUGAGGUGAAUGAAGUUGUUAGACUCAUUCCGUACUGUCGGCACGUGUUCCAUCAGCAGUGUCUUGACACGUGGCUCGCAUCGCACGUGACUUGUCCACUCUGUCGGUCCACGCAGUUUUUUAAGAAGGUGGAUGAGGUUCGCUUGGAUGUGGUCGAGGUAGAAAGAUCGACGGUUCAGGAGUGUGACACGUGUAGGAAUAUUAGGAGAUCAUGUAGUUCUUCGAGCUUGGGGAAUAGAGUGGCAUUGCAUAGAAGUGCAAGUUUCUGAAAAAGAGAAAAAUAGGAUAGAUUUGUGAAAAAUUGUAAAGAUUUUGUUAUCUAUAAGUAUACUUUUGUACAGCACUCAAAUUGAGAUAUUUUUGUGAUCUAUAGUUAUCAUAAAGUAUAUUACUAUGAAUUAGUGGAUUUACAAAUGGAGGUCUAUGUUGUUUAAUAAAUUGGAAUGCAGGAUCAUUUUACAACCAGA